AUGUGGCUAAAGAAGAUGAUAACAUUGAAUUUUUGUUACCGAAAUUUCCUUCGCUUUCUCUUUCCCCUUCCCCAGAUUUGGGCAGAGGCACUUUCACUAAAAGGAAAAAGACUGGAUUUUUAUGGAAGAGUUGACACGCAUGUGAGCCUGACCAACACGGUUCCUGAACUCAGUCGAUUCACGGCAUGCAUUGACCUGGUGUUUGCGGAUGACAAAUUAAGUGAUUGGAUGGCCUUCUCCUAUAUUACUAAUAACACCUUCCUGGGCAGAGAAGACAUAGACCUUGGACUUGGAGGAGACCAUCAGCAGCUAAUACUAUACAACUUGGGCAAGACCUUUUAUAUCCAUUACCACCUGACUCCCUUUCAGUGGCAUACAAUCUGCUUGAUAUGGGAUGGUGUGAAGGGUAGAUUCGAGCUCUAUCUGAAUACAGAAAGGAUACUGGUAAUGAUGGAUCAACCGCAAAACCUGACACCUAAUGGGACUCUGAUUCUAGGACAUUUUCUCACGAACUGGGACACCCAGGUAGGAAGCACGCUGCCUGGUUUUACUGGCAGCUUGUACUACUUUCAACUCUGGGACCACAUCCUGGAAAAUGAGGAGUUUCUGAAGUGUGUGGGUGGAAACGUUGUUAGCUGGGAAGAAGAUGCUUGGCUCAUCAACAGGAUCAUCCCAACUGUUGACAUGAGACUGCGCUGCUUUGUUUCUGAAAAUAUAACAAUUCAAGAAAUGAGCACAACUCUUUCACAACAAAUAGAUUUGACAACUCCAUCCCAAGUUACUGGACUAAAACCACAAGAGACGAUAUAUUCUUCUACAAUGACGUUUAAAAGCAUCAUGCCUCUUUUUGCAACUGAUUAUACAACCGUAUCAUAUUCCAAUACAACAUCUCCACCUCUGGAAACAAUGACUGCACCAAAAUUUUUGAAGACACCCGUAGCUGAGACAACCAGAUUCACGGCAGACAUUUUGUCUACUUCAGCGGCCAUCACUCUGCCUACCAAGAGUACCUCUAUAGGCACUACUACCAACUCCAUGAAGAUAACUAAAUCCCCAUCUUCAGAGAGCACAAGGACAACAAAAAUGGCUGAAGCCAUUGCUACUGAGACCUUUCAUCCAACUACAGCUACGAAUUUUCUAUACAUGUCCGGACUUACCAAGAAUUCAAUUAUAUCCAAGACUUCAGUGACUGGAUCUCAGUCAACCAUUAGGAAGACAACAUCUUUAUUCUCAUCUGCUGAGUCGAUACCCAUAUCUACAACAUCUUGGCCCAAACACAAAUCCACAGGUAUGGAUGCACCUUCAAUCGCCACAGCUAGCCAGGAGUUUCUUGCCUUUACAGCUGCUGGAACAGUACCUUGGUCCACGGUGGAAGAGACUUCAGCUACAACUACUCACGUUGGGACUGCAUCAACAUUCCCACCUGAGUCUGUGCUCAGCUCCACAGUUGCUCCAGUGGAUUCUGUAUUUCCUAGAAAUCAGACAGCAUCCACAUUGGAGACUGGCAUGGAAAUAGCAUCUCCAGUUCAUUCAAAAACGCUCCCAACUAGGCCUAUUGAGAUGAUGCCUGUGCUAACAGCUGAAACAGAAUUGACAUCUACAAAUUUCCAAGACGUCUCUUCACCCAGAAUGGUGGAUACAAUAUCUACCUUCAUACCAAAAAGGGCCUCUUCUGUGGCCCUUUCUUUCAAGACAUCCUCCCCGUUCACCAGAGCUCAGAGUGUACAGCCAGUUAUUGAUGCUGAGACUACACACACAGCCUUGACUCUUGGGGUCACACUUGCACCCAAGGCAACUGACACUCUACUUCCCCCCAUAACACCUGGGCCAGUAUAUACCCAGAAUACACCCACAGGUGGCGGAAUGCUUCCUUUGAAUGCCACUAGAUCAGCUUCCACAUUCAAGGCGUCUGAGUCUGGUCACACAUCGAUAACUGAUGAUGGUGCCCAUCUGUUCGCUACCAAUGAAACCACGUGGACUCCCAGGCCAGACCAGACCUUGUGGACAUCAGCGUUCCAUGGGAGCGCUUCUAAUGCGGGACAUUCAUCCACUGCUAGCACUGCUACUACCCCACCAGAAGCCCCCUCCGGAAGCGAGGCUACCACUAUCACUGAUGCUAGCGUGACUGCUGGUGCCUCUACAGACAGAUACGCAACAGCUCUAUCCACGCUCACGACUUCAUGGCUUGCUAAUUUCACCACAGUUUCCGGAACCACAUCUGUAACCAAAUUGCCUGAGAUUAAACUUACCACUUUAGGACACAAAACUACUCCUCUGCCCACAGCAGCUGGAGGUGAGCUUCUUUCAACACCAAGGGAGACAUUGGUUCCACCGGUAGAUAUCAUACCUACCCUUGCUGACAUUGGACCAAAUGUCUCUACUGAGGAGAGCGCUAACGGUCUUGCGACAAGGACAGAAACAGCUUCCCGGUAUCUUGAGGGAAAAUCAACUCUAGCAGUGACAACUGAGCUUUCCCCAUUUGCAACAAUGCUGGAAGCAACAGAAUCUGCACAAAUGGUAACAGCCUCUGUCACCGUUUCCCCUUUUCCUGACGCAGAAAAGUUGACCACCCCGUUGGAUGAUAAAACUGCAACCACUGAGGUGAGAGGAAGUUGGAUUUCUACAAAAUCGAUGGAAACCACACCUAAGAGCUCCUACGACGGAACCACAGAAAUCUUUAAUUCUGCCCACACCCACACAGCACACUGGACUUCAGAGGCUCCACCGGAGGGAAAUCCAACUCCAUCUCCCAAUUCUGGGAGCACACAGACAUUCCCUGAACCCUUGGGUGCUUCCACCACAAGGAUUUGGGGAACCAGUGUUGCCACUCUCCCUACAGACAUGACAGCUAUGUCCUUGUCUGCUGGCAUCUUGUCUCCACAGCCUACUGCUACCCAUUCCUCAGCAGCCCCUGCGCCAUCAGCUAUGGUGACCACAGCAUCCGCAUCACCAUUGGAUCAGACAGCUUCCACGACCAGCGAUACAGUGCCUACCCACAGACACUCGGUUCCCACCACUUCAGAAGCCACAGUGUUCUCUGUCAGGAUGACACCCACGGCAGUUCCCUCUCUGACAGAGACUCCAGUCGCCUCGUGGAGGCCUCCCACUCCCGUGGCAACUAAGGCCGAGACCACCUUUCUCUUCACCUCAGCUGACACAGUAACCCCAUUUACACCCACUCUUGUCUGCUCUAAAUCUCUCCCCAGCAACAUUCCUGUUGUGUCCUCCACCCAUGUGAUUUCAACUACGUUGACACCAGGAGCAACCCAGCCCAUAUCUCAAGGGGAGGAGACUUCUACCCACGCUCUCAGCCUUCCGUACACUCUCAGCAGCAGUGAGAAUGUAGUUAGCUUGGCUCCUAGCUCCACAGAAACUUCUGUUGUUGAUGAGACCAUGCCCUCACACACCUCUGCCAAUAAGCUUCCAGUAGAUGGUCACAUUUCUCAGUCUCCAACAGGUCUUGGAAACACACUGGUCCCCACCCUAUUAGUGACUGACAUUUCUACCAUAUCUUCUGACAAAGAGCGGACGGCCAUAUCCCCGGGAAACGCCCCUAGAACUAUGGAGGCGACAGAAACGUCCCCAUCAAAGAAUCCUUUUAUUUCAGACUCCCAGAGUACUUCAUCCUUGGAAAUGACAGAGACAGGAUUUGCUGAGACCACAACAAUUUCCAGUCACCAAACACAUUCACCUUCAGAGUUUCCACUUGCAACUCCACCUGACAAGAUUUCAGCUUCAUCUCCCACUUCUGGGACUAUACAGACUACACCUACCUCUCUCUCAAGUCACACAGUAGAUGCUCACAUUCCAGAAAUGUCUACCAGUCUUGGGAAAACAGCCCUCCCUUCACAAGCCCUGACAAUUACCACAUUUUUGUCUCCUGAAAAAGAAAGCAUCAGUGCCCUUUCAGUAUAUACUCCCAGGACUGAGAAAAUGAUAGGAAGUACCACCUCUGUGACUCACCCUUUCUCAUACCGCCAGGGUACUUCAUCUGUAGACACCAUAACUUCCAGGACAACAAGAAUAUCCAGUCCUGUAAAUGUCAACACAACCCUUUCAUACUCGCUUUCCCCUAAGACUCAAACUGAGGUGACUUCAGUUGCUUCUCCCAUUUCUGAAAGUACACAGACCUUCCCUGAGUCCCUAUCUCUUUCCACAACUGGACUAGCUAGUGCCAAUUUUACAGUCGUCUCUGCUGAUGGGAUCACUGCGGCCCUGUCUGCUCCAAAUGCACCUAUGGUACUUCUUGGGAAAACCUCUGUGGCGACAUCGACUCCUAUCUACCAGAUGUCCUCACUGCCAGUCAGUGUCACUGCCUUCAGCUCCAAAAGAGUUUCUGACACUCCCACAAUACCAAUAAAGAAAUCUUCUAAAAUAGCACACCCAGACUAUUUGAAAAGUCCCUCCAUAGCCACUUCUGGGCCUAUGUCUGAGAUGCCCUCAAUGUCAGUUAAUGGCUCUGCUUUCUCACCUCCAGCUGUUUCUUUUGACACUUCCACAAGAGUUGGAUCAUUCUCUUCAUUAUUGUCUACCCCUAAGACUACUAUGACCCUACAAACAUCUACAUUGGAUGUCGCACCUGGGCCUACUUCAAAAAGUGCACUGUCUUCCUCUGCUUCCUUUACUUCAGGAAUGUUGGAGGUGUCCUCCAGGAUCACACCUACAUCCUCUUCCUCUCUGACACAGCCAACUUUCCCCUCUGUGAAAACCAUUCCAGCCACUGUUAUGGCGGGGAUAGCGAUUCCAUCUGUAGGUACCGCUGCCUCCUCUCUACUCGGUUCUAGGAACACUGAAGCUAUUUCUUCCAUUCCAAAGACCACAUUUUCACCAUUUCGAUCAACAACUCGGCACUCGUCACAAAGAGAUGAGACUACAACUCUGGGCAUAUUAUCUCUCACAAACACUUAUUCCAGAACUGCUGCCCUUGAAAGUGUGCUUUCAUCUACUCCGUCAGAUAAUCUCUAUACUUCAUUGAAUAUUCAGGUUUCCCCAUCUUUGACGAGCUUUAAGAGCACUCCUGGACCCACAGAAAGGGUAAAAGCCACCACUUACCUUUCUUCGAAUACAGAUAAGAUGACUCCCUUGUCAGAAAAUACUUCAGCAGCUGAACUAACAAAAGGUGCCACAUCUGUGGUUACCCCUGUUUUGUACCCCCCACAGACUCCAUCCAUCGCAAUGCCACCCUCUGUGACAUCAUUUCUUUUUUCACCUCAUAGUACUGAAGCCAAGUUCUCCACUCCAGAGACUUUUUUCCCUCUUACGUCCCAAACGGUUGAAUUUCCAGUUCUGGGAACGAGAAUCACAUCUGGUAACACCCAGUCUCUGCUUAUGACUUCCUGGAACACACCCACAGCUAAAGGUUCUCAAUUUCCAAUUUCCACCACUACUCAUACACCUACACCCUGCAAGGUGGAAACAGAGACUCCAUACCUUGUUCCUGGGUCUUUGUCAACAUUCACAGCUUCUCUCACUGGUCUGGUAUCUGGAGAUGUUAUGGCAAAGUCAUCAAUUCCCACGUCAGGAAUUCUUCCUACGUUGGAGAUGUCUGACAGCCCUUCAUCACCAAUAUCUUCAAGACCUACCACUAUCACUUUGGCUGACAUUAAGCACACAUUUGAGAAGACAGCUACAUCUGUAACUCCUGGGACUACCCUCGCAUGGAAUCCUUCUGGUGCCACUUCAGGAUCUAUACUUUCAGAGGCUACUAGUUCAUCCAUGCUGGCUUGGAUUUCAUCUACUCUCCCUUCGGGUUCUCCACUGGCAACUGUACCCGGUAUUUCUCACACUCUAACUUCUUCUCCAGUAGAGGUGUCAAAGUCUGCAUUUCUGACUUCUGACACCAUACCAGCGCGCUCAUUCACUCACUUGGCAACACUACCCUUUGCUGCUGUAAGCACCGCACUCACCCAAACCACUCCUACACCUACAGUGGGCAGUAUCACUACUGGCUUCCCAAUUUCUCUCCCCGUAUCUAUACAAAUCCCAGCUGACAGUGCAUACACUUCUAAAUCCCCCGAGGCAUCUCCCAGAACCACUGUGACUGCCAACUCCAGGACCGUGUCUCAACCUCUACCCUUUAGCAGAAUGAGUAGGUCACCUCCUGCAAGUGACCACAUCCUAUCUAUUAGUUCUGAGCUUCCGCCUCGCCCUGCAGGAACAUCUGCAUGGAGCAGAAUCCCAGCUGCAUCAGCAUGCCCUACUUUAGUUCUUCCUAAGCCCACGCUGGACUCCUUUCCAAAUAUAACCACCACUACACUUACGGCUGCCUCAUUUCCACUCACAUCCACUGGAGUAACACAUCCUUCUACAGCGGCUUUGUCUUCACUACUCUCUUCCUCUUCUGAGACAACCCAGUUGGACUCCACACCUUCUUUUCUGUCUAUGGAAACAGCAACUUCCCUUACAGCCACUAAGUCCAUAGUUUCCUUCUACAAUAUUGAAAUGAGCUUCUCUGUGUUUGAUAAAGAGCCAAGGAUCCUUAUUACCAGUGUUGUAAAUGAAUUUGUAGAAAAUUGGUUGAAUUCUAUAUUUCAGGACAGUGAAUUUGCUCUUGCUAAUCUGGCUAUUCAAAUCAAAACCAGAGACUCUUCUGAGGGGGAAAUAACCAUGGACCGCAUUAUUUUGGAACAGAGAGAAGGGCAAGGAAUGGCUACAAUUUCCCAUGUACCGUCCAGCUAUGUUUGUCAGACCAUCCUAAAGGCCAGCUCUUCCUUAGCAGCCACCGAAUUGAUUAGCAGGAUCAAAAGUAAAAUACAUGGCAACCUCACCCAUGGAAACUUCACCAAAGGUCAACUGACGUUAAUAGUAAAAUCUGAACACGUUGCGGUGAAAAAACUAGAGCCAGGAAGGUGCAAAGCCCAGGAAACAGUCUCUAAAUACAAAGGGACCUGUAAGUGGCUCUUAACCAACCCUACUGAGACAGCCCAAGCUAGGUGCAUAAAAAACAGGCAUGGAAAUGCUACUAGGAUCUGCUCAAUCAGUAUCCACACUGGCAAAUCUCAGUGGGAAAAACCAAAGUUGAAACAAUGCAAACUGCUUCAGGGACUUCCUGAUAAGAUCAUGGAUCUUGCCAACAUUACUAUCAGUGAUGAGAAUGUGGAUGAUGUUGCAGAGCACGUUUUAAAUUUAAUAAAUGCAUCCCCCAUUCUGGAUGAAGAAGAAACAAAGAUUAUUGUUUCUAAAGCAUCUGAUAUUUCCCAGUGUGAUGAGAUAAGUAUGAAUCUAACCCAGAUUAUAUUACAAAUAAUCAAUGCUGUUUUGGGAAAACAAAACAAUUCAGCCUCUCAUCUGCAUGAAGUGAGAAAUGAAAUUCUGAGGACAAUCGAGCGUGCUGGUCACAAGAUGGAGUUUUCUGGGAGGACAGCAAAUCUGACGGCAGACAGGCUGGCGUUGGCCGUUGUGCAGAUGGACCACACAUUUGAAGGCAUGACCUUCGGCAUUCGCUCCUAUGAAGAAGGUGCAGACCUUGAGAUUUACCUGGAUGAGGUCCCUCUGGGAAGGAAUUUGGCUUCCGUAUACUUGCCUAAAUCACUGAGGGAGAGAAUUCUUCCUAGCAACUUACAGACCAUCUUGUUUAAUUUUUUUGGCCAAACUUCGCUCUUUAAGACUGGAAGCGCCACGAAAGCACUAAGCACCUUCGUAGUGAGUGCCAGCCUUUCAGAUACGCCCGUUGAAAACUUGGCUGAGCCAGUGGUUAUCAAUCUGCAGCAUGUUGAAGGAAACCAGAAUUAUGAUUGGGUUCACUGUGCCUUUUGGGACUUUGGGAGUAACAAUGGGCAAGGUGGAUGGAAUUCAUCAGGCUGUAAAGUAAAGGAAACGAACGUAAAUCACACAAUCUGUCAGUGUGACCACCUCACCCAUUUUGGAGUCUUAAUGGAUUUAUCCAGGUCUGCAAUGGAUGCAGUGAAUGAAUGGAUAUUAGUGCUGAUAACAUACAUUGGAUGUGGAAUCUCCUCCAUUUUCCUGGGAGUUGCAAUAGUGAUAUACAUAGCUUUUCAUAAGGAUGCUGCAUACUUAUUCAGCACUCACAAUAUCUCUAUGAGAAAGAUUUCAUCAUUAUUCCCAUUUAAUGGAAUCCCAGCGAUCAUGGUGGCAAUCACACUCAGCGUGAAAAAAGAUCUGUAUGGAACUCUGAGCUCAGCGACCCCAUUUUGUUGGAUUAAAGAUGUCUUUUACACCUCAGUUGUGGCUUAUUUUUGCCUCAUAUUUCUAAUGAAUCUUUCCAUGUUCUGCACUGUUCUCGUUCAACUGAAUUCUAUUAACUCCCAAAGCCGGAAGCCUCAGCGGAGGAUGACCCUGCAUGAUCUCAAAGGCACAAUGAGCCUGACAUUCUUACUUGGCCUCACCUGGGGGUUUGCUUUUUUUGCCUGGGGACCUGUGAGGAUCUUGUUCUUAUAUCUUUUUGCCAUUUUCAACACAUUGCAAGGAUUCCUCAUUUUCGUGUUUUACUGCUGGAUGAAGGAGAGUGUGCGGGAGCAGUGGCAGAUACACCUCUGUUGUGGGUGGUUACGACUGGAUAACUCUUCCGAUGGGGACAGCAGGUAUGGGCUACAUGUUGGGUAUAAACAAGAGAGACUGAAGAAAACCUUCCAGGACAAAUUGUUGACACCAUCCCUCAAGUCGACUGCCACGAGUUCUACCUUCAAAUCUUCAGGCUCUGCACAAUGCACUCUUUCAGAAAUCAGCUUCCCAAAUGGUGACUUUGAUGAAGAUCCCUACUGUUUCUCUCCCUUGAGUUGUGAAGUUGUGCCUAAUUAUGUGGGAAGAAUAUUACCUGUGGAAGUCAAAAUGAGUUCCACUCACAAAGAUUUCUUGACUAAUUCCCAGCAGAGAUACCCACCUCCCCCCAGCCCCAGAUUAGGGAAAAUGUUGGGUUUGUGA
Mirounga angustirostris (Northern elephant seal) is the source of this 8880-nucleotide messenger RNA. RefSeq names its product adhesion G protein-coupled receptor G4 (gene ADGRG4). The record is from RefSeq and is a predicted model, not a curated record. Gene Ontology annotation, molecular function: G protein-coupled receptor activity. Gene Ontology annotation, biological process: adenylate cyclase-activating G protein-coupled receptor signaling pathway; cell surface receptor signaling pathway. Gene Ontology annotation, cellular component: plasma membrane. Lineage: Eukaryota; Metazoa; Chordata; Mammalia; Carnivora; Phocidae.